Molecule: messenger RNA, 657 nt
Organism: Aphanomyces astaci
Lineage: Eukaryota; Oomycota; Saprolegniomycetes; Saprolegniales; Verrucalvaceae
Exons: 1
Coding region: 31-657 (208 amino acids)
Molecular function (GO): protein binding
Source: RefSeq, a predicted model, not a curated record
CACGAAGGACGACGCGAUCUACUUACUACCAUGACCACGCCACGCGCCACCAGCCUCAGCCAGUCGACAGACUACCUGGACGACGUUCCUGCGAUCAUCGAGUACAUCUGGUGCGGCGAAAGCGUGGGGUUGCAGCUGGCGCGCCCGACCCCGAGCGACGUCAAGACGGUCCAGCACACGUGGAGCAACGGCGACGACGCCGACAUUACGCUGGCCACAGAGUUCUACUCGAAAAAGGUGGUCGCGCGCCGAGUGUCGAAGCGCAUCACGUCCGGCGUCCGCGCCAAGUUUGUGUUGCAGUCGAUCAACGGGGUUGAUGUGAAAAUGGACAACUUCAACGAAAUGAUGGUGGUGCUCAAGACCGGGCACGCCGCCGGCAUCCCGCAAGUGCUGGCAUUCCACCCGAACCCGCCGCCGGUGAUGGUCAAGAACGUGCCCGAGGACGGAGCGCUGGACCGCGCCGGCGUGACCACCGAGUACGAGCUCAUGACAAUCAACCACAUCAACGUAGGGUAUCUCACCAUCGACCAAAUCGGCCGCAUGCUGCACGACAGCGCCAAGCCCUGCCAUUUGACGUUUGGGUGGACUGCCCUCCACGACGACGACAUCCACGUCCACCUGGCGGGGCUUUCAGUAACAGACGUUGUCACAGUGUAG